Messenger RNA from Cordyceps militaris CM01, 1092 nucleotides. RefSeq names its product Squalene/phytoene synthase. Gene Ontology annotation, biological process: mitochondrial respiratory chain complex I assembly; biosynthetic process. The transcript is spliced from 2 exons. Gene Ontology annotation, cellular component: mitochondrion. Bases 1 to 1092 code for a protein of 363 amino acids. NCBI's taxonomy places the organism in Eukaryota, Fungi, Ascomycota, Sordariomycetes, Hypocreales, Cordycipitaceae. The record is from RefSeq and is a predicted model, not a curated record.
AUGAAUAGACCACGCAUCCUAUGCAAUGGCCUACGGCGCCUGGUCCGGAGCCCGACCGCGCGACGGAGCUACAUUACAAAGGCGGACAUUGACGGUGCCCGCCAGUACUGCGCAAAGGAAUUAGAAAAAGGCGACUACGAUGCACACCUCAUCCGCCGAUUCGCACACCCAGCGCAGGACAUGUACACAGCCCUGCGCGCGCUCAACCUCGAGCUCGUCCGCCUCCCCGACAUUGUGUCCAACCCGACCAUUGGCCUCAUGCGCAUCAAAUUUUGGCAAGAAUUGAUUGACAAGACAUUUGCCGGACAGCCGCCUCGCGAGCCCAUCUGCAUCCUGCUGCACCAGGCGCUGCUCUUCAUGGACCAGCACGCCGACGCCUCGAGCAAGAAGUCGAUCAAGUUUUGGAUCUCGCGCCUGAUCCGCACACGCGAAAAACACAUGGACAGCCGGCCGUUUACGAGCCUCGCCACGCUGGAAGACUACGCCGAGAAUACCUACUCGACCAUGAUGUACGCGACGCUGGCGAGCUUGGGCCUGCGCUCCAUGGAUGUCGACCACCUGGCAAGCCACGUCGGCAAGGCCUGCGGCAUCGUGGCCGUGCUGCGCGGCGUGCCGCUGCUCGCCGCGCCGCGAGCGCCCUCCAAGAUGCCGGGAGGCGAUCACGCGCCGACGCGAGAGCCCGCACUGCUGCUGCCCCUGGACAUCAUGGCCGAGGCGGGCGUCCAGGAAGAGGAGGUCUUCCGCCAGGGUCCCAACGCGCCGGGCCUUCAGGACGCCGUCUUUCAAGUCGCCACGCGCGCCAAUGACCACCUCAUCACAGCGCGGGAGAUGCUGAAGCGGCUGCGCGCCGGCGAGGACGCGGGCCACGACUUUGAGCACCAAGGCGAGGACGCGCACGUGUACGACGCCGACAGGGAGAGUGACCGCGCGAGGGACCUGCACCGUGGAUUCCGAGUCCUGCUGGAAGCGGCACCGGCGACGUACUUUCUCGAGAGGCUGGAACAGGCCAACUUUGACCCCUUCGCUAUGAAAGCAGCAGGUUGGAGGCUGCCCUGGCGGGUUUGGCAAACGCUGUCCAAGGAACAGCUGUAA